AUGAGUCGUUUGCUGCCAAAACCAACAUUAGAGUCGAUCCGACAGAUAUCUAGCUCCAAAGAGUUGGAUAUGGGAAUGACACACGUAUUCAAUGAUUGUCAGUUUACAACAUAUGCGCAUCGGAAACUAUUGAUUAUAAUGAAGAGUCUCUUUUGUCGAGCAAUUGAGAUGAGUCUAGACGAUUAUUUCGCUAUGCGGUUUACCCAGUUGUUGAACCAUUCGCUAAAGUUUAAAAAGGGUGAACCUAAUGCCGAUCGCGUUGCCAAGUUUGUUGCCCAUUUCGUGAGAUUUAUUGGUAUUGGUACUGGUACUGGUACUGGUAUUGAUGAGACUGAAGAGGCAAAGAAGAAGAUGAAAAACGAUUUGUUGCCUCAGGUGCCCGUUGCCGAUUUUACAGCUUAUCUAAUUAAACAUCUACUACGCGGUAUAGAAGCCGCUGACAAACUGGUGCGAUAUAGAGUGGUUCAGCUUCUUGCGCUACUCACAAAAUACAUGGGCGAAAUUGACGAACAAACAUUUAAAGCAUUAUUCAUAUCGCUAUCAACAAGGCUAAAGGAUAGGGAGAUACCCAUUAGGAUGCAAGCGGUAUUAGCGCUAUCCAAUUUCCAAAAUUUUGAUUUGGAUAACGAAUUAGAACAAGAAAAAGAGGAGGAGGAGGAGGAGGAAGAAAAUAGUAAAUCUUUGAGUCGUUUGUUAAUCAAUUCAUUAUGUUACGAUGAAAGUGCCGAAGUGAGACGUACUGCAAUGUUGAAUCUAGAGAAAAGUGUACAGACUAUUCCUUAUUUAUGGGAAAGAGUUCGAGAUUUGAAUAGUAUCAACAGAAGGAUUGUUUAUUCCAAAAUCACUCCUGAAAUUGGAAGUAUGAAAAACAUGAGAUUUAGACAUCGGGAGUUUCUUUUAAAGUGGGGGUUAAAUGAUAGAGACGAAACCGUUUUUAAAGCUGCAAGUAAACUUUUAUGCCGUACAUGGUUCGACUCUUGUGAAGAAAACUUGAUUGAAUUUUUAGAAUAUUUGAAUGUCACAGAAAGCUCAAUAGCAGAGAAGGCGAUAUCUGUAUUGUUCACAGAACGACCUGAAAUAGUACACAAUUUCAAAGCAGAUAAGGCCUUUUGGAAAGCCUUGGAUGUAAACAAGUCCUUUUUAUUGAGAGCUUUUUACAACCAUUGUAACCGAAAUAAGCUUUAUAACUUGAUAGAAGCAAAUUUCCCUGAUGCUUUGGAGUUGUCAGAUAUUCUCAAGAAAUAUUUAGCCGUGCGAAAAGAUGUGUUUCUGAUGGGCGACGAACAGAGUAUGAAGAAGGAGCAACUAAUUAGAAAUAUGAAAACUCUAGAUGAUAAUGUAUUUAACAUUGAAAACAAUAUUACAAGAUCAAAAAAGGAAUUGGAAAGUCUCAAUCACCGUUUUUUUAUAAGGCAAAGAAAUAAUGCUAUGGACCAAGGGGAGUCAGAUGACAAUUUGCAACAGAUUCUCGAGACAAAACAAAGUAUUGAGCAUAGGCUUGAAGAACUUCAGCAAGCUUUGUACACAUUGGACAAGGAGAGAAUGCAGAUGAUUGAAGAGGUUGAGUCAGAUCCGGAAUUUGAAAAAUGUAUCGAGACCCAAAGAGAUUCCGAUUUUCUAGUAAAUCAGUUACUAUUGAUAUGCGUGGAUUUUGAUUUUAGUGAUGAGAUUGGUCGUCGUGCCAUGUUAAAUGUUAUUAGAUCUCAAUUAUAUGAGAAAUUGCUUGAAGAUGAUAUAAUUAUCAAUUGCCUAAAGGUAUUGAAGAAAAUCUCAAUUAACGAGAAAGACUUUGUCAGUAUGACGGUUGAGAUUAUAACUGAUAUUAGAGAUGCAACUGUAGAUGAAGGAACGGGCAAAGUCAGUGGUAAUUCUGAUGAAAAAAUUGCAAGUGGUGACAGCGAUGACGAUGAUGAUAACGAUGAAAGUGAUGAUGACGAUGAAAGUGAUGAUGACGAUGAUGAUGAUGAUGAUGAUGAUGAUGAUGAUGAUGAUGAUGAUGAUGACCUUGGUAUGGAAUUGGACAACGAUGAAAAACAACAAGGAAAUAAAAAGAAACGUAAAGUCAAACCUACAAUGCCUGACGAUGAGACUGUCUUGCGCUGUUUGAAUAUGACAAGACAUGUAUUGGAGCUAGUAGAGAAUGGUCUUGAGCACUAUUUGUCUUUAAAUUCAAUCUAUUCUGGUAUAGUAAAUCAUGCAUUGAGCAGAUCCGAGAACUUUUCGAUAUACAUAGCGGGCUUAAAGUGUUUGGGUUUAUUUGCACUUAUUGAUGAAACGAUUGCAAAAGAUGCAUUGGCAACCUUUUUUCGAACAAUAAAAUCCUUUGGUGAACGAGUUCAGGUAGUUGCUGUUGUGGGAGUGAUUGAUAUACUAUCAAUCUAUGGAAGUGAUAUUUUAGAUACCAGCGGUCGGUUUUCAAUCAUUAAGUUGUUUUACAGAUUACUCAAAAGUGACUCGCAGAAGUUACAGGCCAUGGUUGGUGAGGGUUUGAUCAAGAUGUUUUUGGCUGAUAUUUUUAGUAUCAAUAUAAACCUCAGUGAAGAAGAGAAUUCAGAAGAAGUGGCGGCAAAGGAAGAGGAAAACAGUCCUGAAAGAGAAAUUUUCAUUGCUUUACUAUUGACAUAUUUCAAUCCUGCUACUUCUACGAACCAUGAGUUGAGACAAAUAUUGGCAUUUUGCAUACCGGUCUAUUGUUAUUCCCACCCGCAGCAUCAAAUGGGAUUAUCCCAAAUAUCUGGUGCGUUGUUGCUCCAAGCUGCCGAGCUGCAACAACGCUUUCAACCAGCUAAAAUAUUACCUCAAAUACUUGCAUGGGGCGACCCUCGAAAUCUUGUUCAAUUAAACUCUGAACAAAUGGAGAAAGAAGCAAGUCAAAUAUGGCAAGCCAUUCGUAUAUUGGAAGUAUUUGAUCAAGAAAGUUUAACGAGGGACUAUCGACGUGCAAUGAUUUUUAAUGUUUGCAAGAUUUCAAUAGCCCCUCAAGUUGAAGCUGAUGUGAUCAAGAAACUAAUUGCGGAAAUUGAAAAAGUUCAAGAUCUCUUGGAUACUGAGAAGAAUAAUAUCGACUAUCAGUUAGAUAGAUUUACUUUGAAAAAUUUAUCCAACUUUCAAAAAACUGUAGAAGAUGCAUUAGUGAGAGCUGAGUUAAAGGAAGAGGAGGAGGGAGAUGAGAGAGAGGGAGAGGGAGAGGGAGAUGAUGACGAUACCAAUAGACUCAAGUCUAGAAGUGUUUCUGUUAAUAAUAAGACCAUUGGUGAUGAAGAAGUUGUGCCGAACAAAGUGUUGAUCAAAGAUGAACCAGGAAAAGAGAAUGAAAUAGUGAGGCAAGAUCAUGAAGAGCAAGUUUUGUUACAGGAAACAAAUUUUAAAGUGACUAGUAAUAAUAUCACAAAAGAAUUUGAGGACAAGUCGAUGCAACUAGAUGAUUUGCAUGUGGAAAUGAAAACAGAUAAAAGUAUUGAAGAAGUUGAGAACAUUCAUUAUGAGAAUAAUGAUAAAGGUUCAAAUGAAACAGACAAGGACAAUGUCAAUGAGCUAAGUUCUUUGGUCAAAGCAGCAGAGUCGACUUCUCUGGAAUCUAGAAAAAGAACAGAGUCGCUUGACAAUGAAUCACUUUCAGUCUCAAAUUCAGCCUCAAAUUCAGCCUCAAAUUCAGAUUCAAAUUCAGAUUCAGAUUCAAAUUCAAAUUCAAAUUCAGAUUCAGAUUCAAAUUCAAACACAAACACAAAUACAAAUACAAAUGUUGGUUCAGUUUCAGAUUCGGAUUCAGAUUCAGAUGUGAUUUUUGAUUGA
Molecule: messenger RNA, 3792 nt
Organism: Lodderomyces oxycetoniae
Lineage: Eukaryota; Fungi; Ascomycota; Pichiomycetes; Serinales; Debaryomycetaceae
Gene: YCG1
Product: condensin subunit
Exons: 1
Coding region: 1-3792 (1263 amino acids)
Biological process (GO): mitotic chromosome condensation
Cellular component (GO): condensed chromosome; condensin complex
Source: RefSeq, a predicted model, not a curated record